CAGGGUGGAGGUGCUCGUUAUCCCUACCCGAAGGAGGUCUGGUCACCAGCCGGUGGCUGGUGGACACGGCCGUCGAACUGGAAAGCUAACACCGCGAUCGCGUUUGCCAGCAUCCUUGCCGUCACAUAUGGAGCUUGGACUGUUAGCGCAGAUAAGGAGGCGCGU
Molecule: messenger RNA, 165 nt
Organism: Postia placenta MAD-698-R-SB12
Lineage: Eukaryota; Fungi; Basidiomycota; Agaricomycetes; Polyporales; Adustoporiaceae
Exons: 2
Source: RefSeq, a predicted model, not a curated record